Messenger RNA from Eubalaena glacialis (North Atlantic right whale), 1815 nucleotides. It is a transcript of the gene CACNB2, whose product is annotated as calcium voltage-gated channel auxiliary subunit beta 2. Gene Ontology annotation, cellular component: voltage-gated calcium channel complex. The record is from RefSeq and is a predicted model, not a curated record. The transcript is spliced from 13 exons. Gene Ontology annotation, biological process: neuromuscular junction development; calcium ion transmembrane transport; chemical synaptic transmission. The coding region runs from base 1 to 1815 and encodes 604 amino acids. Gene Ontology annotation, molecular function: protein binding; high voltage-gated calcium channel activity. NCBI's taxonomy places the organism in Eukaryota, Metazoa, Chordata, Mammalia, Artiodactyla, Balaenidae.
AUGAAGGCCACCUGGAUCAGGCUUCUGAAACGCGCCAAGGGAGGAAGGCUGAAGAAUUCGGACAUCUGUGGUUCGGCAGACUCCUACACCAGCCGUCCGUCCGAUUCAGAUGUUUCUUUGGAGGAAGAUCGGGAGACGGUGCGCAGAGAAGCACGACGACAGGCCCAGGCCCAGCUGGAGAAAGCAAAGACAAAGCCCGUUGCAUUUGCAGUCCGGACAAAUGUCAGCUACAGUGCAGCCCAUGAAGACGAUGUCCCGGUGCCAGGCAUGGCCAUCUCAUUCGAAGCAAAAGAUUUUCUGCAUGUUAAGGAAAAAUUUAACAAUGACUGGUGGAUAGGGCGAUUGGUUAAAGAAGGCUGUGAAAUCGGAUUCAUUCCAAGCCCAGUCAAGCUAGAAAAUAUGAGGCUACAGCAUGAACAGAGAGCCAAGCAAGGGAAAUUCUACUCCAGUAAAUCAGGAGGAAAUUCAUCAUCCAGUUUGGGUGACAUAGUACCUAGUUCCAGAAGAUCUACACCUCCGUCAUCUGCUAUAGACAUAGAUGCUACUGGCUUAGAUGCAGAAGACAAUGAUAUUCCAGCAAACCACCGCUCCCCUAAACCCAGUGCAAACAGUGUAACGUCACCCCACUCCAAAGAGAAAAGAAUGCCCUUCUUUAAGAAGACAGAGCACACCUCUCCUUAUGACGUGGUCCCUUCCAUGCGACCUGUGGUCCUGGUGGGCCCCUCUCUGAAGGGGUACGAGGUCACAGAUAUGAUGCAAAAAGCAUUGUUCGAUUUUUUAAAACACAGAUUCGAAGGGCGGAUUUCCAUCACAAGGGUCACCGCUGACAUCUCACUGGCCAAACGCUCUGUCUUGAACAAUCCCAGUAAACACGCCAUAAUAGAAAGAUCCAACACAAGGUCAAGUUUAGCGGAAGUUCAGAGUGAAAUUGAAAGGAUUUUUGAACUUGCAAGAACACUGCAACUGGUGGUCCUUGAUGCAGAUACUAUUAAUCAUCCAGCCCAACUUAGUAAAACCUCUCUGGCCCCUAUUAUAGUGUAUGUCAAGAUUUCUUCUCCUAAGGUUUUACAAAGGUUAAUAAAAUCUCGAGGGAAAUCUCAAGCUAAACACCUCAAUGUUCAGAUGGUAGCAGCAGAUAAGCUGGCUCAGUGCCCUCCGGAGCUGUUCGAUGUGAUUCUGGAUGAGAACCAGCUCGAGGACGCCUGUGAGCACCUUGCCGACUACCUGGAGGCCUACUGGAAGGCCACCCACCCUCCCAGCAGCAGCCUCCCCAACCCUCUCCUCAGCCGUACCCUGGCCACCUCGACCCUGCCUGUCAGCCCCGCUCUGGCCCCCGGCUCACAGGGUUCUCAAGGGGAUCCGAGGACCGAUCGCACGGCUGCCACCCAUUCUGCCUCCCAAGCUGAAGAAGAACCCUGCCCAGACCCAGUCAAGAAACCCCAGCACCACAGCCAUCGCAGCGGGGCCAGCCGAGGCCUCUCCAGGCAGGAGACCUUGGAUUCAGAAACGCAGGAGAGUCGCGACUCUGCAUACGCGGAGCCCAAGGAAGAUUAUUCCCACGAACACGCGGACCACUGUGCCCCGCACCGAGAUCACAGCCACCGAGAGGAACCCCACGGGGGCGGGGAGCGCAGACACAGGGAGUCUCGGCACCGCUCGCGGGACCCGGAUCGAGAGCAGGACCACAACGAGGGCGACAAACAGUGGAGCCACCACAAAUCCAAGGAUCGCUACUGUGACAGGGAGGGGGAAGGGGUGUCCAGGAGACGGCAUGAGGCUGGGGACUGGAACAGGGAGGUUUACAUCCGCCAGUGA